Molecule: messenger RNA, 4573 nt
Organism: Ictalurus punctatus (channel catfish)
Lineage: Eukaryota; Metazoa; Chordata; Actinopteri; Siluriformes; Ictaluridae
Gene: tent5aa
Product: terminal nucleotidyltransferase 5Aa
Exons: 2
Coding region: 797-2005 (402 amino acids)
Biological process (GO): mRNA stabilization
Molecular function (GO): RNA binding; poly(A) RNA polymerase activity
Source: RefSeq, a predicted model, not a curated record
GCUGUCAGUCAGAAUGCCCAUCACUGAAGCCAGUAAGGAGAUUUCAGAGCUCAUUUGGCACACCAGAUGCUGAACCUGUAGGACAUACUGGGGCAGUAGAGAAGCCUAGCUAAUUACGCUAUUUAGAUAUCUGUGGCACUUUAAUAGACAGUAAUGAUGAGGAUGUAUAUCAUGAGGGGGGAAAUCUGGCAUGCAAAGCGUAGCUGAGGCACGUAAAGAUUGUUAGAAACCUGGGAGAGGAAAAAAAACAUGCACAUGCUCGCCUCAUGAGUGCUACGUGCCCUGACGCGCGUGCCAAGUGCCACUAGAAUAUUCAUGUAAGUGAUAGGCGUUCCCUGCAGCCAUGCCGGAACUUUGCAGCGCGUCUUGCUAUGCAAACACUCAGCCGCCUGCCAGCAGCAGGACUGCGCUCACACUCUAGAAAGCACCGGAUUAAAAACCGUUCAAACCAACGGAUACUCAACCGGAGGGGACUGAAAAACAACAGAGAAGUGCUGAAGCGACUGACUCAACACAACUUCUUUUUCUUUUCAUUGCUACGCGCAAAAGCCAAGCUGAAAGAUACAGUAAGUUAGAAAUGCAACAAAAUUAGUGUAGAUCAGUGUAAAGUCUCGGAGGAUAAUCGGGGUUGUGCUUAUUCUGAUGAAGGCAGAUUCUCCUUUAUACUAACACACUAUUAAAACAAGCCCUCGAGUUCGUGAGUUCUCCAGGCUGAGUACUAUUGCGCGCUCGCUCGCUCUCUCUCUCUCUCUCUCUCUCUCUCUCUCUCUCUCCCCCCAUCUCUCUGUACGCUGUGAUGGCUGAGGAGGACGGCGGCAUGGCGAGUCCCGCGGAGUGCACCGCUCCGACCAGCAGCAGCUUCAGCGUACUCAGCUGGGAGCAGGUGCAGAGGCUGGACAACAUACUGACCGAGACCAUCCCGAUCCACGGCCGGGGAAACUUCCCCACGCUGGAGAUGCAGCCGCGGCAGAUCGUGAAGGCGGUGCGGAGUCGCCUGGAGCAGAGCGAGAUCCGAGUGCGCGACGUGCGCCUCAACGGCUCAGCGGCCAGCCACGUGCUGCACGAAGACAGCGGACUCGGCUACAAGGACCUGGACCUGAUCUUCUGCGCCGAGCUUAAGGGCGAAGGCGAGUUCCAAACGGUCAAGGACAUAGUGCUGGACUGUCUUCUGGACUUCCUACCCGAAGGAGUCAACAAGGAAAAAAUUACACCCUUGACCUUAAAGGAAGCUUAUGUUCAGAAGAUGGUGAAAGUAUGCAAUGACUCAGACCGCUGGAGCCUCAUCUCACUCUCCAACAACAGAGGCAAGAAUGUGGAGCUCAAGUUUGUCGACUCAUUGCGACGGCAGUUUGAGUUCAGUGUGGACUCAUUUCAAAUCAAGCUAGACUCUUUGCUUCUGUUUUAUGAAUGUUCUGAGAACCCAAUGACCAAAACAUUCCACCCAAGCAUCAUUGGCGAGAGCGUGUAUGGAGACUUCAGCAUGGCCCUGGAGCACCUGCGCAACAAGCUGAUCUGCACGAGGAACCCAGAGGAGAUCCGUGGUGGCGGCCUGCUCAAGUACUGCCAUCUACUGGUGAGGGGCUUCCGAGCAGACUCUGAGAGUGAGAUGAAGUCUCUGCAACGCUAUAUGUGCUCACGCUUCUUCAUUGAUUUCCCUGAUAUUAAUGAGCAGCAGCGCAAACUGGAAUCCUACCUCCAGAACCAUUUUGUGGGCUUGGAGGAUCGCAAAUAUGACUAUCUGAUGACGCUGCAUGGGGUGGUAAAUGAAAGCACAGUGUGCCUGAUGGGACACGAGAGGCGGCAGACAUUAGGGCUCAUUGCCAUGCUGGCUGUUCGUGUGCUGGCUGAGCAGAACGUCAUACCCAAUGUGGCAAAUGUCACCUGCUACUACCAGCCUGCCCCUUAUGUAGCCGAUGCCAACUUCAGUAAUUACUAUAUUGCCCAGGUUCAGCCAGUGUUUGCGUGCCAGCAGCAUACAUAUGCGACCUGGUUACCCUGUAACUGAGCACGUGGGGAAUUCAAGAAUAAGAGAAAGAAAAAAGGUUGUAUUUUCAUGCAUAAGCAGAAUCAGAUUUGCAAAUUUGUCCAGAGCAUUUUAGCGAAGCCCGAGCAAAAUGCUUUCCCGUGCUGAAUUAAAAACCCCAUGAUUUCCAAAGUGCAUAAUAAAGCAAAAUUUGCAUUGCAAGGGGUAAACAAGUCAGCCGACAGUACUCCUGUCUGAUUGUAAUUUCGACAAGCUUUGCUAACAGAUGUCAGGAUGGUUCAGUGUGGCCCUACAAUGCCCAUCUCUGGAAGGAUCUUUAGAGCUUCUUCUGAAGCAAUCUAACAGUCCUAGAGAAUGCAACCUAUGGCCUGGCAUCAAACUGGCUGACAUGGACCAGAGACCGGCUUCAUUAGUGCUGUUUUGUGGAAAGCUCCCAUGCUGACCAUGUGGAUGCAGCAGCCUUUCUUCAUGUGGUCUGUGUGCAAAGGUACAGAGGACAAAAAAAAAAGAGCUGGAGCGUUCUUUAAGCGCUUACUUUUUAUCUUACACAAAAAGGUGAGGGGACAACUUAUUUAAAAUGGCAAAAAAUAAGUCUUAGAAAAAGGUCCUAUUCUUGAUGUGUUUACAAAACCAAAGAUUUUAUGAUUGUCUCUUUUUAUUGCCCAAAUUUGAAGAUAGGUCUGUCUAUAUUUGUAUAUAUGAAACAUUCAUUCUAAGUGCCUAAUACAGAAUGUUAUGGGAAUUACGCUGAGCAUUCUGCUCUGGGGAAUAAACUAAUCAAGUUCAUGAUCGUCAUAAACAACAACAGGACUCAAAGGUUGUGAAUGUAUGGCUGAUUAGUGUGUCAUCUUGGUAGAAGGUCAAUAUGACAUCAGCAUUUCAGAUGAGAAAAGGCUAUUUUUUCAAUUCAUAGAAGCGAGAUUAAGACAGAACAGCUCAAUAUUUGUGGUGCUCUAUUUUUGAAACACUGCGUCAAAACUGAAGAAAAUUAAUUAGCCACAUUAUCUAUCUCUUAAUUUAUUGUUGCUUGUAAUGAGCAGGGAUCAAACUCAAAUGACUCCCUUAACACACUUGUUACUGUAUGUAUCAAUUAACAAUGGUAGAUUUUUCAGAUUUUUCAUUGCUCCUGCUUUUGUAUGUUUGGUGAAAUGCAAUCCUGCAGCAUGACCUGAGGUUGUACAUUUUGGUUCUCAUCGACUAUCGCUUUUGGCUUAUAACAAACAAAUGUACAAAAACCCUGUGUCAAGUGAGAGAGGAAAGUCAAAGGCAUGGUGCACUAGAAAACAAAGAGCCAUGUUAUUUAACAGAUCGAGGGGAGUGUGUUUCCCUGCUGCCAUGAGGGAACAUAUUUGUUGAGGCACUUCUGAAGGUGGGACAGUAUUUGAUGUAACACUCUAGCAGGGAAUUCCUCAGUCACCGCUGAAGCGCUGAGACUAAAACUGACUGUUCAUGCUUCCUCGCUUGGGUUCACCUUUCUGUGUGCUCAGUGUUAGCUCAGCAUUCAGCUCCUGCGAGCAGAGCAUAACCUGUUCUUGAUUAAUAGCGACAAGAGGAAGCAUGUCCGGACGGCUGAGAUAUGUAAACUUGAGAUGGAGAAGGCAGGGAAUGAGAGAAUGUGUGAAAGAGUGCAUGGGAGAGCUGAGGAGGAGCAGGAGAGGGAGUGAGAGCUGGGGAGAUGGGUGCAGCUGGUGAAGGGGUUUAUCUCAGUUUGCAUAUAAUCUGAACUGCCUGUUAUGGCUCUAAAUGAUGUCGCUCUGAGCCACAGAAAUUUAAAGAGACAUAAACAGGAACAAUGCUGACCCAAUAUACUUAAAUAUAGUAUAUUUAAGUGUAGCACUAAAAAUACUUUAUUCAUCACCAGCAUUUAAAAACUGAGUGAUAACCAAUGAUGUGUAUGCAUUAAAUACAGCUUUAAAAAAUGGAAACAUUUGUUGGACAUUUAGUUGUGGUAAAUAAGGCAGCAUAUGAUUUGAGAUUUGUCCUUGUUGUCUCCAUUUUACCAGGUUUGGAUUUGUCAGGUUGUUUAUAGCAGCACAGUACAGUGAUGCUGAGAGGAGCCUGUGCAUAGACUAUGAUGUGUGUCUACUGCUAAAUCAAGCAGAAUCUUACACAAUCUAUUUUUUUUUCUAUCCUGCUAUUUUAUAUGCUCAUGUUCUCAUUUGUCAUUUUUUGUGAUUAACAUGCAACCUUGUCGUUUGUUGAGUAACAUUUUUGUCACGUCCGUUGCUGGUGUCUUGUGGAUGACACACACACAGAAGGAAUUUACACACGCCCUAUGAAUGCUAUAAGAGUUUAGUGUUGCUUAGCUGGGCAAAAAAAAAACAUGUAGCAUACCAUCCCCUGUUGCACAGUGUUCUAAACUGCUUCAAAAUGUUAAAAAAUAAGACAUUCUGUUCUCUGUGUUUGUAUCAUACUUGUUUUCAAUAAAUGUAUUAUACAUCAUAAUUGUCAAUCCGCUUUAAAAUGUGUGAUCAAGCUGCUAAAUGUUUUUUUUUUUUUAAUCGCUCUUUUGCAAAUAUUGUUCAUGUGUCCAAUGGGUCGAACAUUUAAAGGAUUUUUUUUUUCCUUAAUAAAAGAUGAUAAACACAA